GCGAGCGGUGGGGUAGGCUGCUGUAAGUUCCAGCCUUGGAGGAGAGAUCUGCUCAGCACAGCAAGAGGUGCGGAGCUCACCGGCGAAGAAACGCCGAGCGAGCAGUUUUCGGUGGGGUCGGUGUUCCCACCUGGGAACUGUCUCGUGGAGUCUUGCCAGCAAAUGGGCGAUUAAGGAAGAAGAGCGGGGAAAUGGACUGCUAUUUGCGUCGCCUCAAACAGGAGCUGAUGUCCAUGAAGGAGGUGGGUGAUGGCUUACAGGAUCAGAUGAACUACAUGAUGGGUGCUCUGCAAGAACUGAAACUCCUACAGGUGCAGACAGCAUUGGAACAGCUGGAGAUCUCUGGAGGGGGUCCUGUCCCAGGCUGCCAAGAAAGCCCCCAGACACAGUCCAAGCACCUUCACUGGGCGGGUGGCAGAGGUCCUGCCAGACCUGGAGCCUGCUCCCCAUCCAGCCAACCUUCUCCAGGCAGCAGCACCAAAUUUCCAUACCAUAGGAGUCUCUGUGGUAGGGAUCUUCCUCCCCUGCCCAGGACACAGCUGCUGAAGCACCAAAGCUGUGCCCAGCAGGGGCCAGAGCGAGUGGAACCAGAUGACUGGACCUCUACAUUGAUGUCAAGGGGCAGAAAUCGGCAGCCUCUGGUGUUAGGGGACAAUGUGUUUGCAGACCUGGUGGGCAACUGGCUAGAUCUGCCAGAACUGGAGAAGGGUGGGGAGAAGGGUGAGACUGAGAGGGAAGGAGAGCACAAAGGAGAGAAAGGCCGACCCCGGGACCUGGGCCACAAGUUUGCCCUAACAGCAAACAUUUUUAGGAAGUUUUUGCGUAGUGUGAGGCCCGACCGUGAUCGACUGCUGAAGGAGAAGCCAGGCUGGGUGACACCCAUGGUCUCUGAGUCAAGAGCAGGACGCUCUCAGAAGGUCAAGAAGCGGAGCCAUUCCAAGGGCUCUGGACGUUUCUUUUUCCCAAGUCCAGGGGAUCCCAGACAAGGAGAAACUUCCCCAACAAGCAGCCCCAAGGCCAUGGAUCCCUCCCCCUCGGGUUUUGAUAUUAACACAGCUGUUUGGGUCUGAACACUAGAGACCGAAAGUUGGCUGAAUCUAAAAGGCUGGGCCCCUAGGGAGCAGGGCAGGCAGGUGGUAUGGCCUUCUGAAGCCCAAAUCCAAGUUCCUUUCCCCCAGAAAGGAUCUCAGGCAGAGCUGACCAGAAUGCAGCUGGGAGAGGCUGUCACAGGGCUUCCUGGUGGAGGAGGUGAGUUCCUGGAGAGAAUAUGUGUGUGUGUGUGUGUGUGUGUGUGUGUGUGUGUGUGUGUGUGUGUGGUCACUUCAGGGGCUGGAGAUGACAGUAGGGGAGGAUCAGGGGAGGAGACCAGAAAAUCCCUCUGACAUUACUCUGCUGCACUCAAAGACCUCAGUUGAACAUUCUGUAUGGAAAAGGGCACUGGGGCCACAGGUGCCACAGAGACCCCUAAUAAAGACCUGUCUUUGGUGCCCUCAACCUUAUAUCUGUCUGCUUCCCUGGCUUGGCAUUGCCAUAGGCAGAAGGAUUGGGGGUUAGAGAAGAGGAAGACAAAUCCCCACCCCUAGCUUUCUUCUUGCCAUGGAUUUCAGCCCAUACCUGGAUCCUGUAUAUAGGCUGAAUGAGGAAGUCCAUGUAUAAGGUGUGUUUUCCCAAAAGCACAGGGAAGCAAUGAGGUGAUGUAUGCCACUGUGCAGUGUGGAAAGCCCUUUCACAUCAAGCUCUCUAGUCUGUGGGCAAGGCAGGCAUUACUGUUUUCCAGAUGAGAUGGCAACCUACAUUGGUUACCUGUCCCAGAACACACCACUGGGAGGUGAGCAGCCAGGCCAACUGGAAGGUGGAUGCUGUGAUCUGGAUUUACACACUGGCCCUUAACAGCUGUCUGUUGCCCACCCCAACAUCCAGCCUCUUGGUUUAACUCUCGGGGCAAAACAAGUAAAUUGACCAGUGAGGUGAGGGUGAGCCCAGAAGAAAUAUUCCUAGCCCCAACUCGGGGCUCCUCCGUUUCCAAACUAGGCACGGGCCUGGGUUACCCUGCUCACCCUGAGAUUUGUUAAACCCGAGAGUUCCAGAUCUGCUGUGCCCGGGCUUUCUGAAAGUUGCUGGGGUAAGGGGCCCAUGGCGAUGGCACAGAUCUAGGGCCCGCCUUGAUCCUCCCACUCUGGCAGGAACGUCCAGUGGCCGUGAGAGGACAACGCGGGUCCCUGUCUGGGCCAAGCUGCCCAGGAGGAAGAGUCCUUGCUCCCCUCUCUCCCCCUCCCAGCGGACCACUGCUCAGUCUGAUGGGGUGUGACAGCUGCAAUUAGAGGCAAGAUGCAUUCCCGCCUUCAGAGCAUUAAGAGCAAAGUGGAGAAGAAAAAUAACAAGAAAGGCACCACUGACUGCAGCCUGGACCCCCAGGGGGUGGAGAUGGAAGGGGGGGGGGUGCGCAGCAACUGUGGUUAAGGUCACCCUCAAGUCCCACCUCAAUGACAGAUGGUUAGUUUUGGUAGGGUGGGCUAUAGGAGGGACACAGAGGCACUUGUUAUGAGUACCGCUAUUUCAGGGAAGUGUGCACAUCUCUUUCAAGCUUUGAGUGACCCUAGAAAGAAUUUUCCAGGUACAGCAAUGGAGGCUCUUAGUGAGGUCAUGCAAACUGCCCAGGUCUGGCUGCUAGCAAACGAAAAGAACCAGAAUUUGAACCAGAGGGUUAUUUGGCUCCCAAACCCCUAUUCUUUCUACUCUACUUCACCUGCAAUUUGCCAAGAGUUCCCUCUUUCUGGAGGAGAGAGCCCCUGUCCUGUGUCUCUCCCCAGUGAACUCUUGACAGUCCUGUGAAGGCAGGUUGGCUGUGGCUGCCUUUGGUGGUGACGGUUGAUGUGUGUGUCCUGAUGUGUGUGGGGGGACAGUGCACGUGAAGAGUCCACACACUGAUUUGCUGCUUUCUGAGAGGAGGGCCACCCAGCAAAUUAUUCAGGAUGACACGAGCUGAGUCUGGUCUGAUUCCAUAGGAAACCAAGUCACCUCUGGCUAUUCAUCUGUGACUCGUCUGUUUUCCUGGGCUGGUCAUAGCAGUUCAGAUCAACUGAACAAAACCCGAUGAAUUCCACCCAGUGCCAGCACUGGUGCUAGGAACCUAGAACAGCACCACGAGAAGGACCCAGUGCUGACCUCCAGGGAAUCCAGUGGAAAAGGGAGAAACAGACUUAACCAUCAACUAACCAGAACAGAUUCAAGGAACCGAAGACUCAUUUAACAUGGGUCAGAACAAAACAACUAGGAAGUGAUAUCUGCUGCCAACAUAAUUCACAGGUGCCAGGCACCUUUGCCUUUGUGCUAUUUCCUUUUCACUACACACUGGAAGUGAGUGCUGUUACUCUUAUUUUACAUGUGUAGGCUCAGAGAAGUUAAACAACUUGUUCAAGAUCACAUAGCAGAGCUGGGGUUCUAACAUUUCCCAUUCACUUCCAAUCUUGGGCCUUUUAUCUUACCCCCAAAACUGUUCCAGAGGUAAAUCAAGAACAAAACCUGUCCUACCCCAUAUAUAAUAAAUGGCAUGCCAACUGUGUGGUGGAGGAAUUCUGCCUGGGUCUUGAUGUAACAUCCCAUCCACUUUCAUGCUUUGCUAAUCAAAGAUUAUGAUGAUUCACUUACCCUCCUAUAAUUUUUACUUUUCUGUCUCCUUCUGGGGUCCUGCUUCGACAAUGAUGGAAACUACUUUGCUGAGGCUGAGUGAACAAAUGAAUGGGAAUUAUCCUAGGGCCUAAGCAAUGCAGGACAGCGUAAGAGAGCCAGGAACAGGGUGUUUGGGGAGGAGAUAGUGAAAGUAAGCAGAGAGAAACUGACAGCUUAAUUCUGCCUCUGGGGCUCAUUUUAUGGUUAAUUAGGACAUGCAAAUGAACUGGAAGCUCAUUUAAUACCCGCCCUGGCAUGCAGCUCCACCCCACACCUGGCCCAUUUCCCUGGUAGGUACAGGGGCCCCACUGGCCCAGGCAUCUGCUCAGGUCUCCACCUGCUUAUUUGUGGCUGGAUGGCCAGAACUAGAGAUGUUUUCUAACCAUAGUGGAACUAAAGGGUCCAUGCUGGGACUGGUGGGACCUGCUCCUUCCAAUCUUUCAGAUCCAGGACCUCUCUCUCUCCUCAGGCACUUCCUCUGAACCUCACCCCUCAGGGUGAUGUCUGAACCCAAACUAAUGAAAACCUGGUUCAGUUAUGCCCCAUGUAUUCCCACCUACUCCCCAGAGGCUUGUCUUUUCCAAGUCACACCAACACUUCCUGCAGGGCCCAAGACACCCAGUCUCCAGCUUCCCCAAAGCAGCUGUUAAUCUGCCUUGGGUGACCUUCCCACCCAGGCAGUUAAAGUACUUGUACCAGCACAAUGGUAUGAACACUGGAUUUGGAGUCAAAGAGACCCAUUUCUGUCACUGUGCACUUGAGCAUGUCACUUGACUUCUCUGAACCUUGUUUUCCUCAUCUGUGAAACACGGAUAAUGCACCGCUGCGGCAAGGUUUAGAGGACACAGUUCACCUUGGGGCGGGGGUCACACUCACUGCCUGGAACACUGACUCCACCAAUACUGCACUACCUAUUCCCUAGGGCAGCACUGAGCAUGUGACCCAGACUAAAACAAAAUAAAGUGUUUUCUCUGAGCCUUGGUAUCUUGUUAAAAAAAAUUGUAUACUGACUCUCACUACCUCACAGGAUUGUGGCAAGGAUUGGAGAAGGUCACAGGUGCAAACAUGUUUUUGUAUAUGGUAGAAAUAUGACCCAGAUGGGCUAUUACUUGCCAGUGGCACAUACAUACUGUUCUGUGGAGGGAUGAUAUACAGGGUGUUGCAGGUAGAGGAGGGUGCUGUUUGGGUCAAGUCCAGGAGAAGGUGUUUGAGGACACCACUGCCUGAGGAUCAAUUUACUCUAGGGACACUGCCACCACCCCUGUACCCUGCUCUCCCUCAUUGUCAACCCUGGGACCUCAAUUCUUGGCGGGGGAGAGUACGUGAGUCAAAUCCUAAUGGUUUCGAGAAGAAUCCAGCCUCCAGUCUGCUCUCUGCUCCCCAGGUCUCAGGUGCUAUGACUGUCCUCCUAAAUCCUAUUCCUUCCUCUGUGAAGCCUGCCCCUUAGGAGAGGCAUGAGGCUCUGAUGCAAGCAAGGGGUGAUGGGUUGGAAAGGCCUAAGGCCAAGAACUCAAACUGCAGUCAUCCCCUUGGGACUACUGAGAGGAUGUUCCUUGCCUUACUCUCCGCCUCUGUCCAACCCUUAAAGUUUGAGGAAACAUCUCUCCCAGAUCCCUCUGAUUCCGGCAGGACUUACUUCCUGCCACUCCCCAGAGACUCUCCCUUCAAUAAGUCCUAACAUGUGUCCUUCCUGUUACCACCUCCAAGCCCCUGAUACACACCCACAACUUCAGGAACAUAUGUGUUUGACAGGUCUCACUAUGCAGUCUGCCUUCCCAAUGUCCCUAUAAUACUUAUAUAAUAAACU
Molecule: messenger RNA, 5476 nt
Organism: Sciurus carolinensis (gray squirrel)
Lineage: Eukaryota; Metazoa; Chordata; Mammalia; Rodentia; Sciuridae
Gene: Inka2
Product: inka box actin regulator 2
Exons: 2
Coding region: 192-1070 (292 amino acids)
Cellular component (GO): nucleus
Molecular function (GO): protein serine/threonine kinase inhibitor activity; protein kinase binding
Source: RefSeq, a predicted model, not a curated record